Molecule: messenger RNA, 2523 nt
Organism: Lithohypha guttulata
Lineage: Eukaryota; Fungi; Ascomycota; Eurotiomycetes; Chaetothyriales; Trichomeriaceae
Gene: EFT2
Product: translation elongation factor 2
Exons: 4
Coding region: 1-2523 (840 amino acids)
Biological process (GO): translational elongation
Cellular component (GO): cytosol; ribonucleoprotein complex
Molecular function (GO): ribosome binding; GTPase activity; GTP binding
Source: RefSeq, a predicted model, not a curated record
AUGGUGAACUUCACCGUCGACGAGAUUCAUGUUCUUAUGAAGAAGCCUGCCAAUAUCCGUAACAUGAGUGUUAUCGCUCACGUCGACCAUGGAAAAUCUACCCUUACCGACUCGCUUGUUCAGCGUGCUGGUAUCAUUUCCGCCGCCAAGGCUGGUGAAGCUCGAUUCACCGAUACGCGACAAGAUGAGCAAGAGCGAGGUAUCACAAUCAAGUCGACCGCCAUCUCUCUAUAUGCCCACUUGCCAGACGAGGAAGAUCUUAAGGACAUUCCCCAGAAGGUCGAGGGUAACGAUUUCUUGAUCAACUUGAUCGAUUCGCCUGGUCACGUCGAUUUCUCUUCCGAGGUUACCGCUGCUCUACGAACUACCGAUGGUGCUCUCGUUGUCGUCGAUACCAUCGAAGGUGUCUGCGUGCAGACUGAGACCGUGCUGCGACAAGCUCUCGGUGAGCGAGUCAAGCCUGUCGUCAUUAUCAACAAGGUUGACCGGGCUCUCCUCGAGUUGCAGGUCGAGAAGGAGGAUCUUUACCAGUCCUUUUCACGAACCAUCGAAUCCGUCAAUGUCAUCAUCGCCACCUACUUCGACAAGGCUCUUGGUGAUGUCCAAGUCUACCCAUACAAUGGUACUGUUGCUUUCGGUUCCGGUCUCCACGGCUGGGCUUUCACAAUCCGACAAUUCGCUGUCAAGUAUGCUAAGAAGUUUGGUGUUGACAAGAAGAAGAUGAUGGACCGCCUUUGGGGUGACAAUUUCUUCAACCCAAAGACCAAGAAAUGGACAAAGACUGCCGACGAGGGCGUCGAGCGUGCCUUCAACCAAUUUAUCCUUGAUCCUAUCUUCAGAAUAUUCGACGCAUUCAUGAAGGGUAAGAACGACGAACUGCUGAAUAUCUGCGGUAAGAUCGACGUCAAGCUUACCACCGAGGAGAAAGAAGCUACUGGCAAGGGUCUCCUCAAGGCUAUCAUGCGAAAGUUCUUGCCAGCUGCUGAUGCCCUCAUGGAGAUGAUGGUCAUUCACUUGCCAUCUCCUGUCACCGCUCAAAAGUACCGAAUGGAGACUCUCUACGAGGGUCCUCCUGAUGACGAAGCCGCUGUUGGUAUCCGAGACUGCAACCCUAACGCUACUCUCAUGUUGUACGUCUCCAAGAUGGUGCCAACCUCGGACAAGGGCCGAUUCUACGCCUUUGGCCGUGUCUUCUCUGGUACUGUUCGAUCUGGUCUCAAGGUUCGCAUUCAGGGCCCCAACUACGUUCCCGGUAAGAAGGAGGAUUUGUUCAUCAAGGCCAUUCAGCGAACUGUUCUCAUGAUGGGUCGAAUGACCGAGCCAAUUGAUGAUGUGCCAGCUGGUAACAUCGUCGGUCUUGUUGGUGUUGAUCAGUUCCUGCUCAAGUCUGGUACUCUCACUACCUCCGAGACUGCACACAACUUGAAGGUUAUGAAGUUCUCAGUAUCGCCUGUCGUGCGACGCUCAGUCGAGGUUAAGAAUGCUGCUGAUCUUCCCAAGUUGGUCGAAGGUCUCAAGCGUCUGUCCAAGUCUGAUCCUUGUGUCUUGACAUCCAUCUCCGAAACUGGUGAACACAUCGUCGCUGGUGCCGGUGAGCUUCAUUUGGAAAUUUGCUUGAAGGAUCUUGAGGAAGACCACGCUGGUGUACCUCUCAAGAUUUCUGACCCAGUCGUUCAGUACCGAGAGACUGUUGGUGGCAAGUCCAGCAUGACAGCUUUGUCGAAAUCUCCUAACAAGCACAAUCGAUUGUACGUCAUUGCCGAACCUCUCGGUGAGGAGGUCUCAAAAGACAUCGAGAAUGGCAAGAUCGCCCCAAGAGAUGACUUCAAAGCACGAGCUCGAGUGCUCGCUGAUGACCACGGCUGGGAUGUUACCGAUGCCCGAAAGAUCUGGGCUUUCGGUCCAGACACUACUGGCGCUAACUUGCUUAUCGACCAGACAAAGGCUGUUCAGUACCUCAGUGAAAUCAAGGAUUCUUUCGUCUCCGGUUUCCAGUGGGCUACACGAGAAGGUCCAAUCGCCGAAGAGCCAAUGCGAUCCGUUCGAUUCAACGUCAUGGAUGUCACACUUCACGCCGACGCCAUCCACAGAGGUGGUGGUCAAAUUAUCCCAACAGCCAGACGUGUGCUCUACGCUUCUACACUUCUUGCUGACCCUGGUUUACUUGAGCCUGUCUACUUGGUCGAGAUCCAAGUUCCAGAACAAGCCAUGGGUGGAAUCUAUGGUGUCCUUACUAGGAAGAGAGGUCACGUAUUCUACGAGGAGCAGCGUGUAGGAACUCCAUUAUUCACUGUCAAGGCAUAUCUGCCCGUCAUGGAAUCCUUCGGCUUCAAUGCCGAUCUUAGAGCCGCCACUGGUGGCCAGGCUUUCCCACAAUCCGUCUUCGACCACUGGCAGAUCCUCCCAGGUGGUUCACCUAUUGUUAAGACCAGUGUGCCCGGAGCAGUUGUCGAGGCUAUGCGAAAGAGAAAGGGUCUCAAGCCAGAAGUCCCAGGCUACGAGAACUACUACGACAAGUUGUAA